Haliotis rufescens (red abalone) is the source of this 4610-nucleotide messenger RNA. RefSeq names its product major facilitator superfamily domain-containing protein 1-like. Bases 82 to 1578 code for a protein of 498 amino acids. Gene Ontology annotation, biological process: transmembrane transport. The transcript has 13 exons. NCBI's taxonomy places the organism in Eukaryota, Metazoa, Mollusca, Gastropoda, Lepetellida, Haliotidae. The record is from RefSeq and is a predicted model, not a curated record. Gene Ontology annotation, molecular function: transmembrane transporter activity.
AGCUAAUCCUAUUUGUUCAUGUGAUGCGGAAGUAUCAGUUCAAAGGUCACGAGCAAUUUGACAUAAACUCAAACAAGCGCUAUGGCGGGACUCAAGGCGACCGAUUGUGGCUACCGCUUUGUGGUCCUGUUCUUCAACUGCAUGUUGACAUUUGGCUCGUACUUCUGUUUUGAUAUGCCCAGUGUGCUCCAAGAUGAAUUCACACAGUCCAACAACUGUACCAACUCCACAGGAGGGAGUACAUUUGAUGCUGACUCCAGCAACAUCACGUGCAACAACUGUACCGACUGUCUGGGCAUGUCACAGGAUGACUACAACCUGCUCUACGCUAUCUACGCAUGGACGAAUGCUGUAGUUGUGAUUGGUGCUGGAUUCCUUAUUGACAAACUGGGAAACAGAGUGGGUGUGUUUCUCUUCUCCUUCCUGUGUGUGGUCGGGUCGUGCACGUUCGCUGUCGGUGCCAUGCUGAAAGGAACGUCUGCCAUGUUGCCUGUUAUGUUGUUGGGACGUCUGCUCUUCGGAUCAGGAAACGGUUCUCUCACAAUCGUACAGAACAAGAUCACGGCCUUCUGGUUCAAGAACAAGGAGUUAGCCAUGGCGUUUGGAUUCACAUUGGCCUUCUCGCGUCUUGGAAGUGUACUGAACUUCUUCUUGACGCAGUCAUUCUCUCAGACGUAUGGACUCUCAUGGACUCUCUGGGGGGGUGCCAUGUUGUGUGGCCUGGGCUUUGUGUCGGCCAUUAUUGUCAGCUUCCUGGACAUGUAUGGCGUCAAGCAACUCGGAGACGAUGCCAGCAUGAAAACCGAAUCCAAGAAACUGAGGUUCACCGAUAUCCGGUACUUCUCACUGUCUUACUGGCUGGUGGCGCUGGCUAUCAUGUUCUUCUACAACGGAGUCUUUCCAUUUGUGGCUGAUGCCAGUAAAUUUAUCUACGACAAGUAUGGCACACAGUAUAAUUUGAACCAGAAAACCUCGUCGUACAUCGCAGGCUCAAUCUACGACGUGUCCAUGUUGUUGUCUCCAUUCCUGGGUGGCAUCAUCGAUGUGUUUGGGAAGCGUGGCUACCUGGCCAUGUUGUGUGCGGUGUUCUCCAUCCCCGUGUUCGCGCUGCUGGCCUUCAGCUCAGUGUAUCCCCUGGUGGCGACCUUGUGUUUCGGGGUGACCUACUCUGUAGCGGCUGCUAGUCUGUGGCCAUCAAUUCCACUUGUGGUAACCCAGGCAACGGUUGGCACAGCAAUGGGCCUCACUACAUCUAUUCAGAUGAUUGGUAUCGGCGUUUCCAAUCUCGUUGUAGGCUCAAUUCUUGGGACAGAAAAACACACAUCCACAGCGACCAUCUUGCUGCGCUGGAAGUAUGUGAUGAUCUUCCUGCUGGCCAACGUCCUUGCCUGUGUCACCACCACCUUCUUCCUGAACGUCAUCGAUAAGAGGAAGGGUGGGAUGCUGAACCUGAGCCGCAAGCAGAAGUUGUCCCUGGCCCGACGUCUGCAGGAGGAGGAGGAUGUGGAUGCUGAUGAGGAGGUGGCCCCGGUGUACAGUGAGAGGGACCCCCUCCUUGGCAAGAACACCAUCAACUGAUCCCACACUCCUGGGUCUGUGGGAUGUUCAUAGGAUGAACGUAGUUCUCAACUGUCUCCGCGGAUGUAACAAGCAGCUGUUGAAUACAUAACACUUUUUUAUGGAUAGCAACUUUUUUUAUUCUUUGUACGACAUUUCAGAACUACUUCUUGCUCCUUUAUCAGAUGAAUUCACCUUUUUUGAGACAGUAGUCAUCAGGUGAAUUCAGCUGAUGAAGGAGCAAGAAGUAGCUCUGAAAUGUCGUACAAAGAAUAAAAGAAGUUGCUAUCCAUAAAAAAGUGUCAUGUAUUCAUGUUCUACCAAACUUCUAAAUGCAUAUCAAAGACUCAAAGCCGCUGCUGGAUCAGGCGGACGUAGAAUAGGUUGAUAACACAAAAGUAACUGAAUAUUAAUCACAAAUAUUGUGCAAGUAUAACUAUUUGUUUCAAAUGUCCAGUUUUAAAUGCAUUAUCUGACUUAAAAUACAGCAAAAUACAACCAAAUACUGAGUCAUCAGAUUGAAAAUACAGCCUGAAAAGUAAAAUAAAUCAAUAAAUAAACGAUAUAUAUGCAGCACAAACAUGCUGCAUGGAAAUUCCAUGCAGUACAAUCGUAAUACAUGAGAAUCUGUAACUUCGUGCUUUGAUAUCUGUGCUGCAUUUGAACCAGCAUGUAUAUUCAUAGUGUUUGUGCAGUUUGUGUGAUUUGAUCAUUGUAGCCAUUAGAUUCAUAAUGCAAGUGCGUAAAAUUAAUGCAUGAUCCUUAAAUUUGCAUUGCAGAAAGUAGGUCAGAAAACUGUUAAUUGGUUACAGAUUAUCAACGGUUGAAACAAUAGAUUGAUGUCAUAGCUGUAUUUUGAUUAGAGAACCAGCCAGCCAUGUAAGUCUGGAUUGUCUGCCCUGAGUGAGUGAAUGGUGUCAACCCUCUGUGUUGGACGAGGAGGGACUCCCAGCAUGCUCAAUAGACAAAUCAUUCAGAAUUCCGAGGUUCGAGUUACUCACUACAGGGAAACUUGCUAAAGACUAUUUUUCAGAUGAUGUGAUGUUAUGAGUUUGUGAUGCGGUGAACAAUACGAGAUGUCAUAUUGUUCUCAUCAAUGAACCAAAGUGAUGUUAUGUCAGAAGGGUUUUGUAUGUGUGUUUGUGAGUGAGAGAGAAAUAGAGAGAGAUUGAGGGGAAAGAGAGAGCAAGAGAGGGUUGGGGAUGGAGUGCUCCUUUUCCUGACAACAUCCUGAAAUCAGCAAUGAUUAAUUGUUUGCUUGAUACCAAUACAGCAUUUCUUAAAUUCAUUUCAGGUAUGUCAGCACCCUAUGUGUGACACUGACAUGUUCUCUCACAGCGGGGUGAUAGCGUUUGGUGUAAUGAUACUUACUCUUACUCAAGACCAAUUUCAUUUUCGUCUUGUACAGAUUUCUGAGGCCACGCCAAAAAAAGUCAAUCACAAAAAUCAUCAAAAUAUCAUUUCAAAUUUCUUUUUGGAAUUCAAUUUUAAGGUGAUUUACAUUCUUCCAGUAUUGCUUGACAACAGGUUUUACAAAUAUACUUUGAACAAAAGAAUUAAAAAAAAAAUUCUUUUUUUCUUUUCCAGAAGUGUUUAGCUAAUGAGUUCAACAAGGGAAAAAACUGGUCUUUUACUUUGCAUGUAACACAAAGUGGUGUUGAACCCAACUCACUCACUCACUCACUCAUUCACUUUGUAUGUACCAGUGUGUGCAAUUUAGUCAGUGCCAUGAGUAACUUACCUUCUGUAUAUAUUUCUUGUAUAUUCAUAUUUUUUGAAUAUUUUGAUAUUAAUAGUCACCGUUAUAUUUAUAUUAAUCAUCAUUCAAUCAUUGAAGCAAUCACUGGAUUGUCUGGUCCAGACUCGAUUAUUUACAGACCGCCGACAUAUAGCUGGAAUAUUGCUGAUUGCGGCGUUAAACAACAAACAAAACAAAUCCAUCAUGGAAGCUGGUUAUCAUGACAUGUGUAACCUAGUCUACAUCACACACAGCAACCAGGGAGUAUGACACACAAGCCAAGUACACACAAGAUGGAUGCCUUAUAUUCUGUAGCACAAGAUAACGAGGGCUGGCUAUUGAUAUAGAUUAUAGAGAUCGAUAAUUGCUUACUAAAUAUCGAUCAAUUAUCGAUAAGUAUUGGAGAAUUAUGUUUAAGCAAAUAUGCAAGUAAUGUGUUCCUAAAGAAAUCAACAUGUUUCACACCACUGGUGAGAGGUGACAUUAUGCAUAGAUUAUUUUGUGGACAUUUGAGAUUUAACAAAAACAGUUUUCGUCUUUGACGAUUGACAUUAUUGACAAUAACCAGUCUGUUUCGGUAAGUCUAAACUUUAUUUCUUCAUAAUAGCUUAUGUAAGUUAUUAUCGGUGACAACAAUUUCAUAUCGAUAAUCGUUAAUAUUCGAUCGAUUAUCGAUCCUUUUCCCCAGCCCUAAAGAUAACAUCAAUCAGUAAAAUGUCCUGUUUUCCAGAUUCCCAUCAUCCACUGCUUUCCACCGAGUACUGAAUACUGGGUACUGAGUACUGAAUACUGGGUACUGAAUACUGAAUACCGGGUACUGAAUACUGGGUACUGAAUACUGAGUACUGGCCUGGUAGAAUUAUUUGCUUGGCCACAUUGACUGAGGAAUGCCAGUGUUUGUUCUGACAGUAGUCUUCCAAAAGAAUUAUCCUGCAGACUAUUGGCAGAGUUGCAUCCCUUGGCCAUACCAGGAUCUGAAGUUUGUAGAUUUCAAACCUUUUUUCGCCUUUAUUCUAAUCCUUGAAAUGAAAUAAAUAGACCUGUUUCAGAAAUAUAUUAUAUGUGAACUAUGACAAUAGACUCAAUAAUUUGAGGCAGUUAUUUCUAGUUUAACCAAUUAUUGCAACUACUUUGCCCAUGUUUCCCCAUGUUGAAAAACUGUCCUUCCUUCAUGCUGCAUGGGAUGUCUUCAUUCAUGGACAAUGAGGGGUAUUUGUACAUAGCUACAUGUGCGUAUGUUAUUUUUUCUGUAUAAAUCAUGCUAAAAUAAGCAAUAAAACAGAUGGUUCAGUUCCACCUUGUAAAUAUGAAGUUA